AUGGCUGACACAGCACUACCUCACUUCGAUCUGCCAGACGAAUUCAUAACGGGUCAAACUUUUACAUAUCUUGGUGAUAAUCUUAAUGUAAGCCAACUUUUUUCAAUUUUUUAUAAUGAGAAUGUCAGAUAUACGGCCAGUAAAGUCUAAAAUAUUAUUUAUUGUAGCUACAGCUGUAGAUAGUCUAAGUUAUGCACGCUUUUACUUUUAGGAACUUAUAUUAUUAGGUAGUUCAAAUAAUUCUGUGCUUCUCUUUAAAAUUUUUAAAAAUUGCUUUUAAUUUUGGAAAUUUGCUUUGAAAAAGAGCACAGAAUUAUUUGAACGACAUAAUAAAAACUGAUUUUCAGGUCAAAGUCGGUGUAGAGCUUCAUGUUGUUCAUGUUGCUGUAGACAAAACACAGUCAAUUUUUUAUUGGCGAAACCCGAGAUAUGUAAGUGUUUUAUAGUUUACUAUUGUAAAAUGGUCUCAAAAUCAAUUUUAAAAUUUAAAAAUUAAAAAAAGUUUAAAUUUCAAAGGAAUUUAAAAAGAAGUUUUAGGUAACAAUUUUCAGGAUUUUUUUUUCAAAAGUAAAUUUUUGAAUUUUUCAGAAAUCUUUUAAAUUUGUGUUUGUUGAUGCCAUAGUCGAUUGCCGGGUACCUAAAAACCAGCCAACAGUUCUACAAAUCGUAUGCAAUAGAAACUUUUCUUGUGCUGAGUUCUUUGGGUUUGAAGCGGCGGAUGAAGUAAGUUUGUAUAUAUAUCAACACCAUAAAUCGCGUAUUUUACCUAUAUAAAUAUUACAUUACAUUACACUGUAUUGUAUUGUAAAGUCUGCAGUACUUUACUUCAAGAUGCUUCUGGCAAUAGAGUUUCUCUACAUAUUAUACAUGGGACCCCUUUAUACAAAUCUUCCAAAGGUCUGAAAUUUGUUGAUUUAUAGAAUUUUUGUUAAAUUAUACAAAGGUUUCAAAUUGUGUAUUUACAAGGAAAGUACCCAACCUGCCCCGAGAAUCAGCUCAAAAUUUUUAUAUGAAUUCUUUGUGCUACCAAUAGUGCCCAUAAAAAAUUUUAGCUUGCGCUUUUGAGUUUUAAAUUUAAAAUAUUUGGCUUUCCCGCGCCAAUUUGGCAAAUUUGGCAUUGUGUUUUAAGCACUUUUUUCGGCUUUCCAGACAAACUACGCUUACGAAUUUAAAAAUGUAGGUUCAUUUAAAGGUAUUCUACUAGUAUAUCAAAGAAAAAUCAUUAAAAGUCAAAAAAUGACAAAGUUACAAGCUUGAAACACAAUGCCAAGUCGGCGAGAAAUUCAAAAUGUAAUUUUUUAAUCUCGAUUUUCUCGAGAUCUCCGGGAAAGCGCGGUUUAGUACUUUGCUGAAGAUCUUUUAUUUACAUGAUCUUUCUUUAUAAAAAGUUUGAAAUCAAUCAGAGCGGGGCAGGUCGGGCACUUUUCUUGUUAGCCAGGUAUUGAAAAGUUACUCGUUAUUAAGAGUUUUUGUUAUAGAGGGGUUUGUUAUACAAGGGUUCAACUAUAUAUCAAAACUCUGAACAACGUAUUUUAUUUAUAUAAAUUUUACAGUGCAGUACUUUACUUAUAGCUACGCUUUUGGCAAAUCCGUUAUAUAGUAGUCUUAUUGUAUUUUGUUUAAUUGUUAAUUAUUAUAUUAUCCAUCAAUAAAACUCCAAUCUUUCAGAAAACUGCCCAUUUGUGGGCAGAAACCUUAUUCAAAUGGGUAAUAUGGAAUAGAAACCGGUACCAUUCAGUCAUACGAUAUUAUCGUAUGUAUUUUGCUCCACUCAUUCUUCAAGCAAAAGAGAAAGUAUAUAGAAUUGAAAAGUAAGUCAUUUUUGUAUGUAACUUAUGGGUUUGAAUUUUAGUGCAUAUCAACAUUUAACUUUACCUUACACUAACGCCGUCAAUCGGAUUGGUAUUGGAGUGGAUGUGGUAAGUAUGCACUAUUGCUAUAGUAAAUACUUAAAUGCUUACUGUAGAGUUUAUAACAAAAGUUACAGUAUAGAUUUUAACCUUAAAAGCUACAGGCGACUAUAUGAACGGCAGCAGGUUCUGGGAUAAGAGUUACUAUAUGGAUUACUCUAGGCAGUGGAGUAAAAGAAGCGGGGUAGAGUAGAGCAGGACAGAGUUGUUACAGUAGGUCUGACCGUAAAAUUCAGAGUAAGAUCUACAGUAUAGGCUAUGAUAAAGUUGACUAUAAGAACUACAGUAGGCGCUAGUAUAGGAGUUACUGUAUAGAUUACUCUAGAUAGUACAGUAGAAUAGAGGGUAGGGUAGGGUAAAGUAGGGUAGGGUAGAGUAGGGUACUAAAUUGUAGAAUCAUGGUCGUUUUCAGACUGAUGACACAGACUUUGUCUCAUUAUAUUUGAGCAGAGUAAAGCGACCGGACAUACAACAUAUCUUCAGCGUUCUGUAAGUUCUGUUACCACGUUGUAAAACAGUAUAUUAUAGUACUAUAAAAAGUGAGAACUUAAACGUAUGUUAUUUCUAGAACCCAAGGCUCAAAGACAAUGUCACCAGAAGUCUUUUUAAAGUUUAUCAAUGAUAAUCAACAUGAUUACCGGUUGAAUGAAGAGCUCUAUCCACAAAAGUCAAUCAGAUGGGCCAAUAAUAUGAUAAAGACUUUGGAGAAGAACAAUAUGACCACAGUGUUGACUUUCAAAGGAUUUGCCAGAUAUUUCUUGGAAUAUGACACUGACUUGAACAGUAAUUCAAUGAAACUGAAGAAGGAGAACAUGCAGAACACUAUUACGCAUUACUAUUGUAAUAGUAGUCAUAACACUUAUCUUAAUGGUGAGUUUUUUGAGUAUUAUACAUUAUAAAGGUAAUUUAUUUUUAUUUUGGCUAGAAUUGGCUUGGGCUAGCUUUACUUUGACUCGAGUUAUACCGCGGUAGAAUGGGCUAUUUGUUAAGGUCCAAACGGGGAACUAAGUCUAGUCUGGUCUUGUUAGUCUAUAUUAGCUUGGUCCUGUUGAAUUGUGCUAGCUUAGUCAUGUUGAUCUGCAUUAGUUUAGUUUUUUCGAUCUGUAAUAAUAUGUUCAUAUUGAUCUGUACUAGUUUAGUCACGUCAAUCGAUAUAAGAAUGGUUUUGUUGAUCUGUACUAAUUUGGUCUAGUUUAUAUGCACUAUUUUGAUCUUGUUGAUUUGUACUAGUUUAGUCCUAUUGAUCACUAUAUUAUCUUGGUUUUGUUGAUCUUUAUUAGCUUAAUUGUGUUGGGCUAUAUUAGUCUGAUUCUGUUGAUUUGUUAUAGUUUGGCCUUACUGAUUUGUACUAGUUUGGUCUUGUUCAUUUAUAUUAACUUGGAUCAGCUGAUUUUUAAUAGUUGGGUCAUGUACUAGUCUACUUCUAUAGAUCUAGUAUAUUUGUUAUUGUAGUCAAUUUAGCAUGUAAUAGCCUUUAGGUAUUAAAAAAAAGAAAAUUUAGUUUAUUUUGCGUACUUUAGGCAACCAAAUACAAGCUGCCAAAGCUCUGCCAGGAAACUCUUGUCAAUUAUGUGAAACUCAAACUGAAAUGUAUCGACAGGUAAGUGUAGUUUAUGUUUUAACCUAAGUUCAUGAAUUUAAAAAUUUUUGACUUUAGAUUUGGCUCCGUCUUUUUUAUUUAUCUUUAGCCCGGACUUUAUCUUCGAGCUGGAGCCGUUCCAGGGGUCUUUAGUGCUGAAGUUUGACAUUUUUUGGCUGCGGCUUCAGUUCAGGAAUUUGAGCUGUCUGGGGCCGGCUCUAGAGCCUUUGUUUUGACCUUGCCCGUUUCUGUUGAUUUUUUUAAACGUAUAACAAGUUGGUGCUCUAUGUUAACAUAUUUUUUGGUCUUUUAUUGUAAAAUACGGAUUUUGUAACUUGUUGUUUUAAUUUCAGAUUUUACUUGCUGGCUGUCGAUGUAUUGAGUUGGACUGUUGGGAUGGACCAAAUGGACUUCCAGUUAUUACACAUGGACCAAUGUCAUUACAGAAAAUUAAUACCGUGCCUUUUAGAGUAGGACAAACAUCUUUAUGACAAAUUUCCAGAAACGAUUUUUUAAAAUAAAUCUUUCGUUGCGGGACCUAAGCUGGGCUCCUAAAGUUUUGGUUAGACAUGGGAAACGGGCAGGGCCUGAAUGUUAGGCCUGGCCCUUUCUUUGUUUUGCUGUCUCAGGUUUUUUACGAGCAAAGGGGCUGGGUUUUUCGGGAUUUUCAGGCCCGGCCCAGCCUGAAUUUGGCUUAAGCCUGGUCUGUUCUCUUUGUCAAGCCUUGCUUAGUCCUCAGGCUCACAUAUCAUGGCUCUUUUCAAAUUUUCUUUGGCUUGUUGUUGCCUAGGGCCCGGACAAGUUAAGUGCGCCCCUUUUCAGGCCUAACUUCAUCAAUGUUAUACACAUAUCACAGUAAAUAAUACAUUAAUCAACCUUCCAGGAAGUGUGUGAAGCCAUCAUAGAAUUCGCGUUCAAAACCUCGGACUAUCCGAUUGUUUUGUCGCUGGAGAACCAUUGUAAUCCACCACAACAGCAACAUAUGGCAAAUGAUUUCAUCGAAGUGUUUGGUGAUCAUUUACAAGCAGCCGCUUUGAACUCACACCCUUUGGAGAAGGGGAUCUGCCUUCCAUCGCCUACGGCGUUGUUUCGGAAAAUUCUUUUGAAAGGUCGGUUUUUAAUUAGGGUAGGGUAGAGUAGGGUAGGGUAGGGUUGGGUAGAGUAGGGUAGGGUAGGGUAGGGUAGGGUAGGGUAGGGUAGGGUAGGGUAGGGUGGGGUGGGGUGGGGUGGGGGUGGGGUAGGGUAGGGUAGGGUAGAGUAGGGUAGGGUAGGGUAGGGUAGGGUAGGGUAGCGUAGGGUAGGGUAGGGUAGGGUAGGGUAGGGUAGGGUAGGGUAGGGUAGGGUAGGGUAGGGUAGGGUAGGGUAGGGUAGGGUAGGGUAGGGUAGGGUAGGGUAGGGUAGGGUAGGGUAGGGUAGGGUAAGGUAAAAUGAAAUAAAAAAAAAUUAGGUAACAAGUUUAAAAAUUUACAUAUUUUUUGGUUGUUCAAAAAGUUUUGCGCUUCCUUACAAUUAAAAUUAAGGGAACUCAGAACUUUUUGAACAACCUAAUCUUAUAUUUUAGGUAGUAAAUCCAAGAAAGUGCAAAACAACGAUGCUUUUGUGUCAUUCGUUGGCAAGGUGAAGGUAGAGAUGAAUCGACUGAUUGACAUUGGCACCAAUAAGUUGUCGCAAAACUUUCAAGUUUAUAUGAAUCUACGUGAAGCUCCACCAGAUGAAGCUAUGCUUACCGUAAGCUUUUGAACAUAACUUUGAAAUUUAAAAGCCAUAUCAAAUUAAAAAAUAAGAAUAGUAUUUCAGAAAAAGCCAACCGAGUUACAGUACGAACAAUACAAGAUAGUGCAGGAACAGUUUCAGUACGUUAAGACUGAAACCAUAGCCGAGACGAAACAAGAAUUGGCUGACCUGAUCAACUACUUUCAAACUACUCCAAGGUUGGACAUAGGUGAGUUAUAUGAAUGUACUAUGUUAAUAACCGUAUCCUACUUUGCUUUAUCAUAGAAAAGUACGGUAAGAUAGCGUAUAAUAGGGCACAGUGAAGUAGAGUAGACAAGUGGUAAGGUCGCGUAGGGUAGGGCUUGGGCUAGGGCUUUGCAGUGUUUUGCCGGACCCGUCCGGUCCGGACCGGUCCGGAAAAAAAUUUUUUUUUUAUUUUAGUAAAACUUUUAAAAAUUGCAAAUAAAACAUAUAUUUAAGAGUUUUUAAACGUAAAGAAAGCAGUUUUAGCGCUCCUGGCUCUUUUUAAAAAUAAAAAAAAAAUUUCCGGACCGGACCUGACCUUUUUAAUCCGGACCGGACCGGACCUGAGCGAAAAAAAUAGAGCCGGACCGAAAAUUUUUCGGACCGGGCCGAAAAAAUUCUCAUCCGGACCGGUCCGGCAAAACACUGGGGCUUUGGAUUAGGGCUCAAUAGGGCAAGAUAGAGGCAAAGUUAGGGCAAAGGUAAGGGAAGGGCAAUGGUAGGGCAAAAGUCAAGCUAGAACUCUGGACUAGGGCUUUGGGCUAAGGCUAAGGAUAAUGCCAGGGCUCCGGAGCCGACAUUUUCGCAAGCUCCGGCUCUGGCUCCGGCUCCGAGGGCACAAAAUCAAUAAAAAUCGUAUUUCUAUAUAAAAAAACGCAAAAACAACCAAAAAUAAGCUUUAUCUUUUCUAAAUUUAAUAAAACAACAAUUUUUAACUAUUAAAACAAUAAAAAAGUACAUAUAACUUAUUCAGAGUAUGGGGAAUUAAAAGACAUUAACAUUUUUUGUCUGAUUAAAGCAUGCUGAGAGUUGCAAAGCUUUGAGGCGGUUACUGCUUGAAGGCGGCUAAAGAAUUGCUCUACAUUUGCCGAAGCCGCGGAUACUGUUAAUGCUGCCAAAGUAUUUGCAUUUACCAUCAAUUACAUUUGCUUGCACAUCGCUUUUGUCAAACGAUUUUGAAAAAUCUAAAUUCCGGCGCUUUUUUGCUUCCAUUUGAAAAUAACACAAAAAUUUGUCCAAAAAACUAUUUUAUCGCAAUGCCAACCUUUUGAAUUGGCCGUGGAUAGUUUUCUUUCCGAUACCUUUUUACACUGCUCGAAUAAUAAAAAUUAAAAUGUGGAGCCAUCCUAGAAAAACUCGGCUCCGGCUCCAGCUCCGGCUCCAACCAUUUUCAAAAAUGAGCUCCGGCUCCGGAGCCCGUGGGAACUCUGGCUAGGAUUCUCGGCUAGGGCUCUGGGCUAAGGCUCUGGGCUGGGCUAGGGUGCUGGGCUAGGGCUCUGGGCUAGGGCUCUGGGCUAGGGCUCUGGGCUAGGGCUCUGGGCUAGGGCUCUGGGCUAGGGCUCUGGGCUAGGGCUCUGGGCUAGGGCUCUGGGCUAGGGCUCUGGGCUAGGGCUCUGGGCUAGGGCUCUGGGCUAGGGCUCUGGGCUAGGGCUCUGGGCUAGGGCUCUGGGCUAGGGCUCUGGGCUAGGGCUCUGGGCUAGGGCUCUGGGCUAGGGCUCUGGGCUAGGGCUCUGGGCUAGGGCUCUGGGCUAGGAUUAGAAUUCAACUUACUAACCUCUAUCUUUCAGACGAUCCAGAAUACCUAAUGCAUUCAGGAAGUGAGCAGAAGAUUGAUAAAAUGAUAACCAAUGGCUCAAGGGCACUAAUCCAACAUACGACGAGACACAUUGUCAGAGUGUACCCUGACUUGGGCAGGGUUUGUUCUUCUAACUUCAUACCUAUGGUAAGGUACUAUAAUAUUCUUAUUUAUUUUAUUAAACAAGCAUCAACGGUGAACGUAUUUUACAUUUUUUUAAUUUUUUUUUAUUUAAAAAAUUUUUUCACAAAUUUAAACUUUAAAAUUGCCUUUAGUACUUCUGGACAGCCGGCUGUCAGAUGUUGGCGAUGAACUUCCAAACCCCAGGUCUGCCAAUGCAAAUGAAUCAAGCUUUGUUCGAAGAGAACGGUCGUACUGGAUACGUACUCAAGUCUUCGUGUAUCAGGAAUAAGAAUCAUAAAAUGAGUGUACAAGAUAAGAACAUUCUGGCUGGUGAUACCCUAGGGAUUUGUAUUCAUUCAGCUCAGUUUGUGAAUCUUUUGAUGAAUCGGUACAGAGAGAAUGCUAAGGUUCAGGUAAGGUUUCGGAUGUUGUAGUAGGGGUGGAGGUUAUGAGACUACCCUACCCUACUCUAUCUUACUUUGCCCGGCCUUACUCUACUUACCCUACCCUACCCUACCUUACCCCACCUUACCCUACCCUACCCUACUUGGCUUUGCCCUUGCCUUGCGUUACCUUGCCCUGUCCUGUUCUUUCUUGCUUUGCUCUGCCUUACCCUAUCUUAUGUUACGCUACCUUGCCUUACCGUACUCUGUCUUACCCCACCUUGCCUUCCUUUGCCUUGCCCUACUCUACCUGCCUUACUCUACCUUGAUUUACUCUGCUAUGACCUACUCUAACUUUCUUUGCUCUACCUUACCGUACCUUACCUUACCCACCUUCUCUUACUCUAUCUUCCCUUACUUUACCUUACGUUAUACUACCUUUGCCGUAUUGUAUUCAUUUUGACCUUAUUGUAGGUAGCAAUGGACCUGUACGAUCUUCCAAAUGACACAGUACGAGAUCGUUAUGCAACACCUUUGAUGCAAAGUGUAGAUGGAGGCUUCAACGUUCUGUUUUUCAAAAAGUUUACCAAAUUUACUAAGGUAAGUUCACUACAUCUUGUUCAUGAACAAUAAACUGCCUUUUCUAAAAGUUACAGUACACAAAAAUAGAAAGAACGUACUUUAAGAAUAAAAUAUAUUACUGUAAAGUCUAAAUUGAAAACUUUUAAUUAUUUACCAUAAUAUUUUAGAUAAUCAAACCAGAACAUGCCAUGUUACACAUACGGUUACUGAACGAGUAUGGGGAAGAGCUCGGCCAGAGGUUUUUGGCCGUUCACAAAAUUCAAGCCGGUAACGGAGUUUUAAAAGCCUAAAAAUUUUUCGUACUAUGCACCCACUUCAGUUCAAAAAGAAUUUACCACGCCCAAAAAAAUUUUUCAAAAAAGUCAUUUUUGGGCCACAAGGAGUUAAAAUUGAACCCAUUCUUUUUACUAUCCCUCCCCUCCCUCCUCUCCCGCUGAAAAAAAUUACCACGCCCAAAAUUUUUUUUUCAAAAAACGUCAUUUUAGGGCCACAAAUAUUUUUUAGUGAAUGGUAUUUUUGUAUUUUUAGGGUAUCACCACGUCAUUCUCCGCAACAGAAAUGAUAAGAAUGAAGGUCCGGCUUCUGUUUUUGCUCAAUUCGAAGUCCAAACUUAUAUACCGCCACUUCAAAUCGACCCUCUGGAGAACCUGGUGUCUCCGUUGAGGAAGAAGAAGGAAAAGGCUGGUAUGGUCUUAAUAUUUCUCUAUUUUGUCCUACUACUCACAGGGACAAAAUAAAAAACAAUUGAAAUGGCCCCCUUGGGCUUUAAAUAUUUUUUAUCCUCCCCCCAAAACUACCCCGCCCGGCACAGUAGCAAAAAAAAAGAACAUUGAUCCGUCUGAUACUGUUCUUGAUUAAAACAUAUUUUCAGAAGAAAUAAACCGACUGGUCGAUCCAAUGCGAGAAAACUCAGCGAAACGCCGGAAGGACGGAUCCAAGAUCAUUACCUCCUUCUCAUAA
Messenger RNA from Bursaphelenchus okinawaensis, 9069 nucleotides. The record is from the annotation of a GenBank genome assembly. NCBI's taxonomy places the organism in Eukaryota, Metazoa, Nematoda, Chromadorea, Rhabditida, Aphelenchoididae.